Molecule: messenger RNA, 2437 nt
Organism: Drosophila ficusphila
Lineage: Eukaryota; Metazoa; Arthropoda; Insecta; Diptera; Drosophilidae
Gene: Ing3
Product: inhibitor of growth protein 3
Exons: 2
Coding region: 124-2241 (705 amino acids)
Biological process (GO): regulation of DNA-templated transcription
Cellular component (GO): NuA4 histone acetyltransferase complex
Source: RefSeq, a predicted model, not a curated record
ACAGCCACACUAUUUUUUGCCGUUUGCCAACACCUGACGAAAAAGACGCGUUUUUGCAUUAACAAAAAUCAAAGUUAUUGUCAAUUUUGCGCUCCUUUCGCGGCUCCAUCACUCAUUGCCAUCAUGCUCUACCUGGAGGACUACCUCGAGAUGAUCGAGCACCUGCCGCAGGAGCUGCGCGACCGCUUCACGGAGAUGCGCGAACUCGACCUCGCAGUCCAGAACAACAUAGACUCCCUGGACAAGAAGGCGCACAUGUUCUUCAAGCAGUGCAAGCGCGACGAGCUGCAGCACGAGUCGAUGGACACGGAGUUCCAAAGCCUGCGCGGCGAGUACUUCAAAGUGAUGGAGGACGCCGACGAAAAGGUGGCCAUCGCCACACAGAUCCACGAGCUGGUGGAGCGCUACCUGCGUCGCCUGGACAGCGAGCUCUUCAAGUUCAAGUGCGAGCUGGAGGCGGACAACAACGGCAUCACCGAGAUCCUGGAGCGGCGCUCCCUGGAGCUCGAUGGCAACUCAACGGCCGCCACUGCCCUGCUGCUCAGCAUGAACCAGAAGGAGAACCGCUACUACGGCGCCAGCUCGGGCAACAGUCUGGUCAACAGCUCGACGGGCCAUGCCUCCGCCGCUGGCGGCACAGCCGGCUCCUCCUCCAUUGCCCUGGUCAGCGGAGCCACCGGCUCCGGCAGCACACUCUCCACCAUCUCGACUGCGCAGCUGAGCUCCAGCCAGCGGCACCGCAAGCUGGAGAAGCGUCGCGAGACCAUCUGCACCGUGCCCGUCCAGGAGAAGCGCGCCAAUCUCAAUCACUCGCUUCCCGUGGGCGGAACUGGAUCCGCAACAGCUGUUGUGCCCGCUGCCUCAUCGGCCACAGUGUCCGGCGGAGCUGCUGCCGCCCCCGCUGGACUGACCAACGUUGCGUCCGCCCAAUCGCAGGCCUCCAAUCACAUCGGCAGCAUCGCGCCCACACAUCUCACCCUGUCCGUGGCCGUAGGCGUUAACGUGGGCGUGGCCGGUGGCAGUGGCGGUGGCAACCUGCCCGGCAGCUCGCUAGCCGCAGGAGCGGGCUCCCUGGUGCGCCAAUUGCCCGCCAAUCUAGCGCACAGCGUGCUGGCCAGCGCAGGAGGACAGGCGACGGCCGCAGCGGCGGGAGGGAGCGCCACACCCGUGGUGGCAGCAGCCAGCGGCCACGGACAUGCCCACAGUGGACACGCGACCGGCGGAGGAGCCACAGUCACCUACAACCUGCAGCAGCUGGGCGGAGGAGCCGCCGCCUCCAGUGCCAUUGCAGCGGCCGCCAGUCAGGCCAUCGUGGCCACCCAGCAGAUGCAGCAGGGCCGCCGGACAGCCAGUCUGAAGGCCAGCUACGAGGCCAUCCACGGCACGGCUGGCACCACGGCCGAGUUCUGGUCGCAGGCGGGCCAGGGUGGGCUGCAGCAGUCGGCCGGCGGAGCGGUGACAGUGGCCGCCGGCACUCCACUGGCCAGCGGAGCAGUGAGCGGUGGCGGCGGCGGCGGCAGCAGCGGCUCCCAUCACGCGCACCACUCGCAGUCGCACCACAGCAGCCAUGGCCACGGACACGGCCAUGGGCACGGGCACCACCACAGCAGCGGAGGCGGCCACAGCAGCCACCACCAGGAGAAGAAGCAGAAGAAGAAGCUCACCACGGCGCUGACGAUGCCCGCCUCGCUGGCGGUCCAGCCGCUGGCCGGUUCCUCCUCCUCGGGCAACUCGAUCGUCUCGGCGUCCUCGUCGCUGAGCGUGGAGUCCGUGGAUAUGCUCUCCACGGCGGCGGCUGUGGCAGCGGCGGCCUCAACGAACCUUUCGGCCGGCGGACUCACCCACUCCUCGCUCGCCUUGGCCGCCGCAGGAGCAGCUGGCGGAGGAGCGGGCGGAGGCGGCCUGACGGUGGGAGCGGGUGGCGGUGUGGCCGGCGGCGGAGUGACCGCCAUGACCAUGCCGGCCACCACAAUGACGCCGGGAUCCGGUUUGGCCAUCGGCGAGAACGGCCUCGUCGUGGAGCAGACGAACGAGGGCGAGUGGUCGUACGAUCCGAACGAGCCGCGCUACUGCACCUGCAACCAGGUGUCCUACGGCGACAUGGUGGCCUGCGACAACGACGCCUGCCCGUACGAGUGGUUCCACUAUCCCUGCGUGGGCAUCACGCAGCCGCCGAAGGGCAAGUGGUACUGCCCCAAGUGCACCGCCUCCAUGCGGCGACGCGGCAACCGGAAGAACUGAGGCUGACUGCGCCUGCUGGCGCCCCUCUUCCGCGGCGGGGGGCGGCGGCGUGGGCACCUGGUCGCGUCGCUAGAGGAGGCCGCAUUCCAAUGUGUGUAUACAGAGAGUAACCUGAAUCAGAAUCCAGAAACAGAAAAAGGAAAAAAUACAGAAACAGAAGCAGAGUAUCCAAUAAAUCAAGAUCAGCAAGAGAGGA